This is a messenger RNA of Diabrotica virgifera virgifera (western corn rootworm), 3584 nucleotides long. Its product is annotated as zinc finger protein 664-like. Lineage: Eukaryota; Metazoa; Arthropoda; Insecta; Coleoptera; Chrysomelidae. Bases 586 to 2025 code for a protein of 479 amino acids. Gene Ontology annotation, molecular function: DNA-binding transcription factor activity, RNA polymerase II-specific; RNA polymerase II cis-regulatory region sequence-specific DNA binding. The transcript has 5 exons. Gene Ontology annotation, biological process: regulation of DNA-templated transcription. The record is from RefSeq and is a predicted model, not a curated record.
UUCGAUUGCCCAGAGCAAGACAAGAGUAUUUCCCUGGUGUAAGCUGGGCGAAUGAUCCCGAGGGAUAUAACUAACCCAAUAAAGGAAGAAGAAGAAGAAGUUUAUUGACAUUGACGUUGACGUUAUUUAUCGUGAUUUAUCGUUUAUUUAUCCAUUUUUCACAGUUUUGUUUGUUUUGUUGCCUAAAGUUGGUUUUGUUUUCUGAAUUAAAAAUUAAACAUAUAUUUUUUAUUCAGUUGAUUUUUGAUUUAUUAGUCAUGGAGUUUAAUACUGAAAUUGAUGAAAAGUUUGUUGAAUAUAACCAAAAAUAUAUUCUUACUCAGCUAUCCACAUCAAGGGAUUUGAAGAAUGAACCAGAAAAAUAUAAGUCAGGGUGAAAUUAAGAGGUACUACAUCUGAUGAAUCAUGUCUAGAUCUAUCCAGUAUGCCACAGGGUUCCCACCUGGGACCUUUACUCUUCAUCUUAUUUAUAAAUAUUGUAGUACAAUGUAUUAAAGACUGUGAAAUACUAAUUUAUGCUGAUGAUGUUAACUCUUUGUGGAACGAGAUUUUCUAGACCCUUCCAGCACGGAAUCAUUCAAUUCAAUGGAACUAAAACUCAAAAUUAAGGAAGAGUCUGUUGAAAGUGGCCAAAGAUAUGUAGAGAGUCAGCCAUGCACAUCUCUAGAUCAUAAAGAGUUGAAGAACGAACCAGAAGAAAAUAGCUCAGAUAUGGGAGUCAAACUUAAAAUUAAGGAAGAGUUCGCUGAAGAUGACCAAGGAUAUGUUGAGAGUCUGCUAAUUACACCUCAAGAGCUUAGAGACUUAAAGAAUGAACCAUGUGAAGAUAAAUUAGGUCUGUCUUACAAGAAGAACCGAACGGAAAUUGUGGAGACGUUACCUGAGGAUUCAUUCAAUAAAAAACAAAUAAGUCUGAACUUUGAAGAAGUAACAAUAAAUAAUUCUAUUUGUUCUAAAGAUGUUAGUUCCAAAAAUAAUUUAGAUGAACAUAUGAACAUCGAGACCGGAGAAGGACUUCACAAAUGUGAAAUUUGUUUUAAGAAAUUUACUAGAAUAGCUAGUUUGAAAAAGCAUUUGAGAGAACACACUGGUGAAACACCUAGCAAGUGUGAAAUUUGUUUCAAACAAUUUACUAGAACAGCUAGUUUGAAGAUUCAUUUAAGAGUACACACUGGUGAAACACCUUACAAGUGUGAAAUUUGUUUUAAGCAAUUUAAUAGAAUAGCUAGUUUGAAGCUUCAUUUGAGAGUACACAAUGGUGAAACACCUUUUAAGUGUGAAAUUUGUUUUAAGCAGCUUCGUGAUUCGCAUAGUUUAAAAAGACAUAUGAGAGUCCAUACUGGAGAAAAACCAUAUCAGUGUGAAAUUUGUUUCAAAUCAUAUACUGAAGCGUCGGAUUUGAAAAAGCAUUUGAAAGUACACACUGAAGAAACACCUCACAAGUGUGAAAUUUGUUUUGAGCUGUUUUCUCAAGCAUCCGAUUUGAAAAAGCAUUUGAGAGUGCACACUGGAGAACCUUUUAAGUGUGAAAUCUGUUUUAAGCACUUUCGUGAUUCACAUAAUUUGAAAAGACAUAUGAGAGUGCAUACUGGGGAAAAACCGUACCAGUGUGAAAUUUGUUUCAAAUCAUAUUCUGAAGCAUCCGAUUUGAAGAAGCAUUUGAAAGUGCACACUGGAGAAACAGCUUACCCUUACAAAUGUGAAAUUUGUUUUAAGCCGUUUUCUCAAGAAUCCGAUUUGAAAAAGCAUUUGAGAGUGCACACUGGAGAAACACCUUACAAGUGUGAAAUUUGUUUAAAACAAUUGCGAGAUUCACAUAAUUUGAAAAGACAUAUGAGAGUGCAUACUGGAGAAAAACCGUACCAGUGUGAAAUUUGUUUUAAGUCGUAUACUCAAGCAUCCGAUUUAAAAAAGCAUUUGAAAGUGCACACUGGAGAAACGCCUUACAAGUGUGAAAUUUGUUUUAAGACGUUGACUACAGCAAGUACCUUGAAAAGUCAUAUGAUUUUGCAUACUGGAAAAUAACCGUACCAAUGUGAAAUUUUAAAACAUAUUAGAGUACACACUGGGGAAAACCGUACUAGUGUGAAAUUUGUUUCAAAUCUUAUAAUGAAGCAUCCGAUUUCAAAAUGCACAUUGGAGGAACACCUUACAAGUGUGAAAUUUGUUUUGAGCCGUUUUCUGAAGCAUCCGGUUUGAAAAUGCAUUUGUGUGUGCAUACUGCAGAAACACCUUACAAGUGUGAACUUUGUUUUAAGCAAUAUUGUGAUUCACAAGACAUAUGAGGAUGCAUACUGGAGAAAAACCGUACCAUUGUAACAUUUGUUUCAAAUCGUAUACUCAAGCAUCCGAUUUGAAAAAGCGUUUGAGAGUGCACACUAGAUAAACGCCUUAAGGUGCGGUCUCUUAUUGUCGCAUGCGUUCGACGCAAGCAGCAGUCGCAUGCAAUUAACGCAGUGGUUGGGGUGGUCUCUCUUGUGCACUUAGGACCCGUAUUUCCAACCUCACUUAAGCCAAAGCUUACUUUAAACCUUAGCUUAAGCUUAGAUGCCUGUAUUUCCACUUCAAUUUGAGGCUUAAGCCUAGGCUUAAACCAAAUAAUUUUAAGCUAGCGCGGGAGUUGGUUUAAGCAUUUGCUUAAUAUUUGUUUUCUGUUUUUUGAGGUUAUUUCUAUAGAUUAUUAAUUAUAGAGUUGUUUUGAAAACCAACUUUUAAGUAAUAACGUUAUUAUUGGAUUAUUAAAUAGUAAUCUAUUAAUUUAUUAAUCGUAAUAACGAUUAUUAAAAUUCUUACUACUUUUGGAAGGUGUAGGCACAUGAAAAUUGUUUAUUUCUACAAUGCUUGGUAGGUAUAUUUAUUUUACAAAAAUAAACUUACAUUCCAGUUUGACAUUUUAAGGAAUAUAUCCAAUAAACAAAAUUACAAAGACGGAUCUAUUGCUUAUGCAAAAUAACAAUAAAAAUAUAACCAGAGAAAAUAUAGACAAUAAACUAAAAACACAUGUACCAUGUACACAAAAUUAAGUGAAGUAAAAAUAACAUUGAUACAGAUGACAAGAUAAAAUUAAAUGUCAACAGUAGUGGUUUUUACCUCAGAACAGUUAGCUCUUGCAAUUUGACGUAUUCAUAGGUACCAAACCAAUUAACUUUACAGCUGAGCAUCAGUUUAGUUAAGAGAAUGAUGGAAAUACGGCACCCAGCUUAAGCUUCUCCUUAACUUUUGACGCAGGCUUAGCUAAGCAAAAGCUUAAGUUGCUAUUGAAAUACUGGCCCUUAGACUCAUGCGAUAGAACAGCUGAUAUUGACCUGAACAGCGGGAAUUUUAAAAUGAUUCAGCAUAGAGAGAGGUUUACUAUCUUCGUAAAUACAGUGAUAGAGCAAUUUUGAAAAUUAUGGUAGAUAACUUCGAAAAUAAUAAAAUUCAUGAAUUUUAUGUGAGUAGAGUUGAAAUUUACAAUAGAUCAUUUAUGAUCUACAAUAUUUUAUACUCAGUAUUUUUAUUUUUUGCGUGGAUCAAUAAAUAUGUAAAUAAAUAAUAUAAAUAUAAAUAGAAACUUAUUGUUAGCUGUUUACGUAAAUUAUAUU